Messenger RNA from Gopherus evgoodei (Goodes thornscrub tortoise), 8111 nucleotides. RefSeq names its product adenylate cyclase 3 (gene ADCY3). Gene Ontology annotation, molecular function: adenylate cyclase activity. The record is from RefSeq and is a predicted model, not a curated record. Gene Ontology annotation, cellular component: plasma membrane. Bases 1151 to 4501 code for a protein of 1116 amino acids. Lineage: Eukaryota; Metazoa; Chordata; Testudines; Testudinidae. The transcript is spliced from 20 exons. Gene Ontology annotation, biological process: intracellular signal transduction; adenylate cyclase-activating G protein-coupled receptor signaling pathway; cAMP biosynthetic process.
UCCAGGCAGGACGUGGGCUCGCCCAAGAGCAAACAGAACCUUGCAGCGUUGCGGGGCUUCCAGGAUCUGCCCACGACUUCACUCUCCCAGGGUAGGAGACCACCAUUUCCCACAGCCCUGCUUUAAUUUCAGCAAGGCCUAAACCAAAGAAGCCAAAAGGCUCUUCCCCCACAUCCCCUCCCGUCAGCACUGAGAUGGUGAGGGGGGAGAACUGGCCUUCUCCAGAGCAUGGCCAGGGAAUGGGCUACCUGGAUUGAUGAGGGAGCUGAAAGCAACAGUUUGGAGCCUGCAGGGUUGACAGAUCAGUGCCUCUUCUGCUGACUGCCCUUCCCCCCCCGCAUUUUCUUUGUUGGCGACUCCGGAUACAAACAAAAUCUUCCUCCCUUUCCAUUAACAGCUGGAUGAGAAUCAGAGACUUGCAGGGUGCAUGGAAUGGCCGGCCAAUGCUAUUUAUUCCUCUGCCCCCACAUGGAGGGGGGAGCAGGUGUGAUUUGGGGACCUGAGACCCUAGUGCAUUGAGGAAUAUCAUCCUGGGGUUCAAUUUGCAAAUGGUUGCUGGGGACGGACGGUCCUGAGAAGACCAAAGCAGAAAAAAUUGGGGAGGAAAAGGGGGAGAGACACCUCAGAUUCUGGCCUCUGUACUGAGGAGGCAGUGAGACAUUUAUAUGUCUUUUUGUAUUCUUAAAGCUGUUUUGACUGCAGCCUCCGAGAGCGUGGGGACUGGGGAGCGGCUGGAGGGAGCUGGGUAGUUGGAGUUGCUAGUUGCAGCUCGUGAUUCUGUUUGGCAUGCAGCCAAUUGUUUUUUAAAUUUAAUUUUACUUUUGGUGACAUUUGAAAGGGGCGUGAGUGGGAAGGGUCAGGGUGUUACAGAGCACCCAGCUGAAGGCUUCAGCACAGGGGGAGGCAGUGGACGUGCCCUGUUGGCUACUGGCACGCUCCCCCAUUUGGAGCCUGGGUUUCCGACUGGAACGUCUGGGUUGGGGAGGAUUUGGGUCUGAAGGGGAGAACUGAGAUGCCAUUGCUGAUGCCUCUUUGCCCUCACCUGUUGGUUGCCCUGAUAUAAAUGGGAGCUGGAGCUCCUUUGGAGUAACCGUCGGCUGCAGACGGUGCCAGUUCUCCAAGGGUUGGUUGGGAAAAGUGGGCAGGCAGAAUGCCCGGGAACAGGGCCUUCUCUGAGCCGGAGUACUCGGCUGAAUACUCGGCUGACUACUCGGUUAGCCUACCCUCCGACCCCGAACGUGGGGUGGGCCGGACCCAUGAGGUGACUGUGAGAAACUCAGGCUCAUGCCUCUGCCUGCCGCGUUUCAUGCGACUCACCUUUGCCCCUGAGUCCCUGGAGAACCUCUACCAGACUUACUUCCGCCGGCAGCGCCACGAGACCCUGUUGGUGUUGGUGGUCUUCGCUGCCCUCUUCGACUGCUAUGUCAUCGUCAUGUGUGCCGUGGUCUACAACACAGACAAGCUGGCCCCCAUCCUAGUGGCCUCAGUGGGUCUGGCCGCCGAUAUCUUGCUCUUCGUCCUAUGCAAGUACGGGCUCCUGCCAGACCGCGUCUCCCGCAAGUUCAUGCCCUAUGUUCUCUGGAUUCUCAUCGCUGCCCAGAUAUUCUGCUACCUGGGCCUCAACUUUUCCCACUUCCACGAGGCCAGUGACACGGUAGGCUGGCAGGCCUUCUUCGUCUUCUCCUUCUUCAUCACCUUGCCCCUGCGCCUCACGCCCAUCGUGCUCAUCACGGCCGUCUUCUGCGGCAUCCACACCCUGGUGCUGGGGGUCACCAUCGCUCAACAGCAGCAGGACUCCAUCAAUGGAGAGGCCUUGCUACGGCAGAUCCUGUCCAAUGUCGCCAUCUACCUGUGCACCAUCACUGUGGGCAUCAUGUCCUACUACAUGGCAGAUCGCAAGCACCGCAAGGCCUUCCUGGAAGCACGGCAGUCUCUCGAGGUCAAACUCAACCUGGAGGAACAAAGCCAGCAGCAGGAACGGCUGAUGCUUUCCAUCCUGCCCAAGCACGUGGCAGAUGAGAUGCUAAAGGACAUGAAGAAGGACCCGAGCCAGAAAGAGAUGCAGCAGUUUAACACCAUGUACAUGUACCGCCAUGAGAAUGUCAGCAUCCUCUUUGCUGACAUAGUUGGCUUCACCCAGUUGUCGUCCUCCUGCAGCGCCCAUGAGCUGGUGAAGCUGCUGAACGAGCUCUUUGCCCGCUUCGACAAGCUGGCAGCGAAACACCACCAGCUGCGCAUCAAGAUCCUCGGAGACUGCUAUUACUGUAUCUGUGGGCUGCCGGACUACCGCGAGGACCAUGCCGUCUGCUCCAUCAUGAUGGGACUGGCCAUGGUGGAAGCCAUAUCCUACGUGCGAGAGAAGACCAAAACGGAUGUGGACAUGCGGGUGGGGGUCCACAGCGGUGCGGUGCUGGGUGGUGUGCUGGGCCAGAAGCGCUGGCAAUACGAUGUCUGGUCCACAGACGUCACGGUGGCUAACAAGAUGGAGGCCGGCGGCAUCCCAGGGCGUGUGCACAUCUCCCAGAGCACCAUGGACUGCUUGAAAGGGGAGUUUGAGGUGGAGCCCGGUGAGGGGGGGACACGGUGCGAGUACCUGAAGGAGAAGGGGAUCAUCACGUACCUCAUCGUGGUGCCCAAGCAGCCCCUCAAGAAUGGGAUCAAUGGAGUGAAGCUGUCCCUGACGUCCUCCCAUGGGAACUCCCCGCUGCUGAUCAACACCAAGGAGUGUAACGGCAGCAUCAACACCACCUGCACCACGCCCGACGAGGCCGAGGAGCUGGACACCAGGGUGGUGAACCCCUCCUUCCCCAAUCCCCGCCGGCGCCUGCGCCUGCGCGACCUGGCCGAGAGAGUUGUCGACGCCUCGCAGAACGAGCAGGAGCUCAACAACCUGCUCAACGAAGCCCUGCUGGAGAGGGAGUCUGUGCAGGCGCUGAAGGGGAAAUACACCUACCGCCUCUCCAUGCGCUUCAUCAACCCGGAGAUGGAGACGCGCUACUCCGUGGAGAAGGAGAAGCAGAGCGGGGCCGCCUUCAGCUGCUCCUGCGUGGUGCUCUUCUUCACCGCCCUGGUGGAGAUCUUAAUCGAUCCCUGGCUGGUGGCCAAUUAUGUGACGUUUGUAAUUGGAGAAAUCCUGCUGCUCAUCCUGACUCUCUGCUCUCUGGCAGCCAUUUUCCCCAGGGUAUUUCCCAAAAAACUCGUAGCCUUUUCCACUUGGAUCGACAGGACCCGGUGGGCCCGGAACACAUGGGCCAUGUCGGCCAUCUUUAUCCUUACCAUGGCCGACAUCGUGGAUAUGCUCAGCUGCCUGCAGUUCUACUCCGGCACCAGCAACAGCACCGCAGGGACCCUGCUGGCGGGGGGCUGCGUGGAGGACCCCAAGUAUUACAGCUUCAUUGCCGUGCUGGCCCUCAUCGCCACUAUCAUGCUGGUGCAGGUCAGCCACAUGGUCAAGCUCACCCUGAUGGUCAUGAUCACCGGGGCAGUGGGCGUGGUCAACAUCUAUGCCUGGCAGCAGAUCUUCGACGAGUAUGAUCAGGAACGCUUCAAAGAGAACGUGUCCGCCCUGGUUCCCUCCAAGUACUCCAUGACAGUGAUGGUCUUCAUCAUGAUGCUCAGCUUCUACUACUUCUCUCGCCACGUGGAAAAGCUGGCCAGGACGUUGUUCCUGUGGAAGAUCGAUGUCCAUGACCAGAAGGAGCGGGUGUACGAGAUGAGGCGCUGGAACGAGGCUCUGGUCACCAAUAUGUUGCCGGAGCACGUGGCCCGGCAUUUCCUGGGCUCUAAGAAACGGGACGAGGAGCUGUACAGCCAGUCGUACGACGAAAUUGGGGUCAUGUUUGCCUCCCUCCCAAACUUCGCUGACUUCUACACGGAGGAGAGUAUCAACAACGGCGGGAUCGAGUGCCUGCGCUUCCUCAACGAGAUCAUCUCGGACUUUGACGCGCUCCUGGACGAUCCCCAAUUCCGGUGCAUCACCAAGAUUAAAACUAUUGGAAGCACCUACAUGGCUGCUUCUGGCGUGACCCCCGAUGUCAAUACCAAUGGCUACAAUAGCACCAUAAAGAAAGAGGAGCUCUCGGAGAAGGAGCGUUGGCAGCACUUAGCUGAUUUGGCCGACUUUGCCUUAGCCAUGAAAGUGACCCUGAUGAACAUUAACUACCAGUCCUUCAACAACUUCAUGCUCCGAAUAGGCAUGAAUAAAGGGGCAGUGCUGGCAGGAGUGAUCGGCGCCCGCAAACCACACUACGACAUUUGGGGAAACACGGUGAAUGUGGCCAGCAGGAUGGAGUCAACGGGUGUGAUGGGGAACAUCCAGGUGGUGGAAGAGACCCAUCUCAUCCUGAAGGAGUACGGCUUCCGCUUUAUGCGCCGGGGGGCCAUCUACGUCAAGGGCAAAGGGGAGUUGCUGACCUUCUUCCUGAAGGGCCGGGAGAAGCAGGGCUCUUUCGUUAAUGGCUCCUCAGUGACUCUUCCACACCAGGUGGUCGACAGCUCAUGAUGGAGCCGGGCUCCAUGCUCCCACUAGCAAAUGACGUCCAGAGCCUCCCACUGGCGAGAGACAAGCAGCUGAGUGCCCAGUACUCUAGAAACAAGAGUGAUAGUAACAUCUUUCAACCCAGUGUCUAGAUUUAAGAGAAACCAACCCCUGGCCUGCUCCUUUUUUCCUGGAGGUUUAUCUUAGAGGAGUCUGCUUGACUUCAGCUCCCCAUCUGCAGCAUAGCAGAAGGGAGAUAGGGGAGGGACUGAUCCGAUCCCCCUACAGCUCACACACACGCACCCUUGUGCUGAUGUGGGUCUGGCUGUUGGGAAGGUGGAAGCCUCACACAGCAUUUCAGGAGCACUCUCAAUUGCAGUAGGCUCCUGUGUACCCUGUUAGUGUAAUCGAGAGAGGCAAGUGGCAUGGAUUUAAUUUAGUGCCACAGACCCAGCCUCCACUUAGUGUUUGUUGCUAAAACAUAAAAACUCAGGGUGGGUGGUCAGAGGAAAAAUCUCUGGUGUGUGCCAGGAGAGUUAAAACAGGAGCACUUGGCUUUUCUGUUAGUUCACACAAUGCUCAUCCUUGCUCUAUGCCACCAUAGCUAGGAGAUCAGAGAGAGUGCAAUAUUUCCUUUGACUUGGAGGUAAAGAAAUAAAAACCAAUGUUGUGUAUUUCAAAUAUAUAAAUAUAUAUAUAUAAAAGAUACAGAUUGACAUUUAUAUUUUUAAUUGUGUCUGUUAGACUAUUUGCGGAUUUCUCUUUCCGAUACUGCCUUGCACUCCGCUCUCUGCUGUUGUCACCUUUGCUGUCGCUUUAAGAAAGAGAUGGACAGGUAUUGGCAAAGAACAAGACUGUUUUAUUAAAGCCUUCAUCCACUAUUCUGUUUGAAAACACACAGUGUAAUUCUUUCUCUAGUUUCUUGAAUAGAACAAGUUGAAUUUAAAAGGACAGUGAGUCCGUGUCCAGUUUGUCCUGAACACUUCCAUGCCCUGGCCUAGGCCGCUGGAUGGUUGAGUGCCUCAUGGCCUCACCCCAUGGGAGGCUCUGUGCAAACACAGCAUGGAAGGGAAAGCAAAUCCCCGCAUGAAUUUCCUAUAGUGUAAAUACAUUCUCUGAGCUGCGAAGCUACUAGGAGAGGAUAGUACAAGUACAUCUCUACUCUGAUAUAACGCGACCCAAUAUAACACAAAUUCGGAUAUAAUAUGGUAAAGCAGUGCUCCGGGAGGGCGGGCUGUACACUCCGGCGGAUCAAAUCAAGUUCGAUCUAACGCGGUUUCCCCUGUAACACGGUAAGAUCUUUUGGCUCCCGAGGACAGCGUUCUAUGGGGGUAGAGGUGUACAAUGCCUUUUCAGCAGGAGGUCAGCAAGCAGCUCACAGCAGUGAGUAGCAUUAGCCCCUUUCCAGAUGUAGAAACUAAGGGAAAGAGGCCCAAUUUUCAAAGGUAUUCAGGGGCCUAAAGAUGUGGAUUGGUGCCCAGGGGGCUUUUCAAGAGUGUGUAAGAGCUUGUCUACAUGUAAAACGCUGAAGCGCAGGGCUGACUCUCUCCUGCCGGCCUAAGUAAUCCAGCGCCCUGAGAAGAGGGAGCUAGCUCGCUGGAAGGAGGAGGCAGUUGGCCUAGCAUUGGCAACAUAGGGACUUUUAAUCCAGCUUCACUACACUGUUCAGAAGUGUGGAUUUUUUACGUGGGACUCCAUCCACUGGACCAGAGCCCUGGUGGGUUUCACUGUCAGGAACAUCACCCACUCCCAAAUUCAGUGGUGGUGUAAAUGAAGGGGUAGUUGGUCAUACUCUAAAUAGAGGCAGAAAAGGAACGUAGCUUGCCUGCUCUUGGGAGCGUGGGAAACUAGUGAAAUUUACACCCAUUUGGCAUGUCACUCUACUAUAGGUGGGUGCAGCUUUGCUGUGCUGGGGAGGGAUGACCAUUUACACCAGGUCUGAAUUUGUGCUUAAGAAUGUCAAGACCGAUGCAGCCACAAUUGAAGUGUGGGUCUUAUGCAACACUGCCUUGUACCGUCACUUAACAGCUGUGCAAAGUGGCUGUACCCACCAUCAGACCAGAGCGAGGAAGAAGACAGUUUACUUGUUAAAGAACAAGCCUAGGAGCUGGGAAACCUGGGUUCAAGUCCCUGCUCUGUCUCAGACUCGCUCUGUCUCAGACUCCCACUUUGUGCAAAUCACUUGGAGGAUCUGGGCCUAAGGUAUUUAGGCUCCUAACUCCCAGUGACUUCAAUGAUCUGGGCCUUCAGCUUGCUGAGUCUCCGUUCCCCCAGCCCCAAAACAGUGCUAGGCAGUCAGAUGGCUCACAAGGGCUGGGAAGAGCUGCUCAAGGACAAUUGUUCCUACAUGGUUCCCACACUGCAGGCUGCAGUGGCCUUGGAGAGCCUUGGUCACGCUGUCCUAGUCCCACCGCCUUGGUGGCCCUAGCAGGUUCUACAGCUGUGGCCAUUGAAAAGCGCCUGUAAUGCUGCUGGAAACAAGGAUGGACUAACAUAGCUCCCCCUCAAAUGGGCUACUGUGAAGAAAAGGAAACAGGAAUCAGCUACGACUAAGGAACAUCUAGGGGAAAAAUGAAUAAGAGUAGCAUGAUCCAGGGACUAACGGGAGCAGAAGAUGAGAUGGCUGGGCAGUGGAUGCUGGGGAGAAUGGCACCAGUGAGCAAGAAUAUAUGGAUAAGGGAGAAGGAUGAUAAGGGGAACAGGCCCCACAGCAGCAUGAGCAGGGGAGUGAGAGGAAUAAAAGAAUGGAGAGCAGUUAGUAUUUCCAAGCAAGGCAAAACACUCAUUGCAUUGGAGACUGUUAAAUGAAUUAGAGCUGUCACAUGGCAAAGUAAUAGCAUUAGAUGCCACAGGGAUAUGAUGGCACCAGGAGUGUUCAGAAGGAAUCUUUCCUUAGGUUUAGUCCCCCUUUUGGAAAAGUUUGAGCCCCUGUGCUAUGCAAUUCACACACACUCAGGAACAGACUGACUGCAUAGGUCUCCCUCUGGGCCAGGGAAAAGGCCCUUGCUGCUGUCCACUCGGCAGUUAUUAGAAACAAUGCAAACAGCCUCUGCUACCCCUCUUGCCUAUGGGUAUGUCUACAGUGCAGCAGUGUAGACAUUCAGGCUCGGGCUAGGACCCUGUGAAGUGGGAGGGUCCCAGAGCUUGGGCUGCCAACUUUCUACACCGCAAUUAAACAGCCCCUUAGCCCAACUCAGCAGGCACAAGCCAACCCCCAGGUGACUAACUGCAGUGUAGACAUACCCAAAGCAACACCAGCAGCAUUUUUAUCAUGCUAGUAGUCUGACCUCUAUGUUUCACCUAUGUCCUUACAGCGCAUCCCCCUGGUGGCAUGCAAGGACCUGCUUGCUCUUCGCUGAGGGCUGGCUGAGAUCCUGAAAGAUCUGGCUUUCUACCCUUUCCUUUAAGUGACAGCUCUAGCUUCCCUCUGAGAGGUCAAAGAGCCCUGUUGAUUAAGUGGGGGAGACGGGUGCAAGUUGGCUAGUGUUUGUGCCUGUUGCUACCUCAAGAACUGUGCUAACUGACUGAGUGACACAAAAAAAUGCACCUGCAAGACAAUAAAUGGUUUGUUGUUUCUGUAGUGUCACUCCCACCUCAUGUAUGGCUGCUCCUGGACUCCUCAGCCCAUAGUACC